This is a messenger RNA of Echinostoma caproni, 804 nucleotides long. The record is from the annotation of a GenBank genome assembly. Lineage: Eukaryota; Metazoa; Platyhelminthes; Trematoda; Plagiorchiida; Echinostomatidae.
AUGAGUUACCCCCGUAAUCCCACUGAAGAAUUUCUCGAUCCGUUCAUGUAUUUCCCCGGAGAUUUGGAGCCUCCAACAACCAACAGAGGAAGGUCGUCAUACUACAAUUCCCCCGGAGCCUCCUAUGCUGAAAGUGAACUCUCUCUUGGAUUGGAAGCCAGUCGUCUAUGGGAAACCAACCGGAUUUCACCCAGGCUUGAUCACCCAGGAGCACCCGAAAGUAGCACGGGUCAACCUUCGAUCACGGGAGACCAGAGAGGAAGAGAAAUGUGUAAUUUAGGAGAAGACGGCGAUGAUAACGAUGAUGAUGAUGUAGACGGAUAUUCAGAUCGCAUUCGGAUCACGGGGGAGGAACGCGUGUUACCGAAUGGUGAAGUGAUUGUCAGUCUUAAUGAAAAUCAACCAAGCAGUUGGAAUACACGAAAAUCCGGUUCAACUAAUCCAAUGACGGCAGGUUUUAGUCUCCUCUCCUAUGAUCAGCCCUAUGCCGAAGAAAUAAAAGUGAUGUUGUUUGACAUAGCCCACAAAGAAUUGAAACCGGAUGAUUGGAAGAAGCUGGCCAGUUUCUGGGGAUUUCGACAGGAACAUAUUGCCGCUAUCGAAUACCAGGAUUCCGGCAAAAGUUCCUAUAAAGAUCAUGGGUACCGUGUUCUGACCAUAUGGUUACACGGUGUCGACCGUUCCAAAUCACCGAUCAACGAAUUGUAUAUGGCACUGAUUGCCAUCGGUCGUAACAAGCUGGCGCAGAAACUUCGUUCUCGGGUCGAACAUGCGAAGAAAAAGAAAGGUUGCCGAGUUCAAUAA